Orycteropus afer afer is the source of this 1479-nucleotide messenger RNA. Lineage: Eukaryota; Metazoa; Chordata; Mammalia; Tubulidentata; Orycteropodidae. The record is from RefSeq and is a predicted model, not a curated record.
ACACCACUGAAACCAACAGUCUCCCCAGCAAAGAAUGAUCUGAGAAUAAAGGAAAUCAUGAAGAAACUAGACCAGCAGUUCCCACCCAGACCUUUCCCCCAUGUGAACACCACCACCAGUGCAGCACACAGUAAAGUCACCAUGCUCAACCCUCAAGACACCUACUGCAAGGGGGAGCAGCUAGAACUCCUGCUGGAGGCAAGAGACCACCUGGGACGCAGGAAGAAGUAUGGUGGGGAUUUCCUAAGGGCCAGAAUGUCUUCCCCGUCCCUGAGGGCAGGCGCUUCAGGAGAGGUGAUUGACUUCAACAAUGGCACCUACCUUGUGCGCUUCACUCUGUUCUGGGAGGGCCAGGUGUCCCUGUCCCUGCUGCUCAUCCACCCCAGUGAAGGAGUGUCAGCUCUCUGGCGGGCAAGGAAUCAAGGCUACAACAGGGUGAUCUUCACUGGCCACUUUGCCAAUGGUACCUCCAAGAUCUUCUCUGAAUGUGGCUUGACCCUAAACACAAGUGCUAAACUGUGCCAGUACCUGGACGCUGGAAACCAAGACGCCUUCUACUGUGUGAAACCUCAACACAUGCCCUGUGGAGCCCUGACCCACAUGACCACCAGGAAUCGAGAUAUUUCUUAUCUUUCUGUGAAGGAAAAAAGUCUUUUCCACAGGUCCAAUGUGGGAGUUGAAAUGAUGAAAGGCCUUAAACACAUUGCUGUCUCCCGAUGUAACAGUAAGUCAAGUGAAAAUAUAAAAGAAAAAUGUGAGAUUGGAAUGAAGAUUCCAGUUCCUGGUGGUUACACUUUGGAAAGAAAGUGGAUUACAACAUUUUGCAACCAGACUCACUUAAAUACAGUGAAGAUAAAGGACUGUUUGAAAGGAAAACUCAUUUACCUCCUGGGAGAUUCUACACUGCGGCAGUGGAUCUACUACUUACCCAAAGUUGUAAAAACAUUAAAAUUUUUUGAUCUUCAUGGAACUGGAGUGUUUAAGAAACAUUUGCUUCUGGACGCAGAAAACCACAUUCAGAUUCAGUGGAAAAAACAUAGCUAUCCUUUUGUUACUCUGCAGCUCUACUCUGUGAUAGAUGAGGGAUAUAUCCCCAGGGAAAUUGACCAGAUACCAGGGGACAAAAACACAGUCAUCGUCAUCACCCUUGGCCAGCACUUCAGACCCUUCCCCAUUGACAUCUUCAUCCGCCGGGCCAUCAGUGUCCGAAAGGCUAUUGAACUACUGUUUCUAAGAAGCCCAGCCUGUAAAGUGAUCCUUAAGACAGAAAACACCAGAGACAUGCAUGCAGACACUGAAAGGUUUGGAGACUUCCAUGGCUACAUUCACUAUCUUACCAUGAAGGACAUUUUCAAAGAUCUCAAUGUGGGUGUUAUUGAUGCCUGGGACAUGACCAUUGCAUAUGAUUCCAAUAACAUCCACCCACCUGAUCAUGUGAUUGGAGAUCAGAUUAGCCUGUUCUUAAACUAUAUCUGCUAA